UUUGCGCGUCGGUGCAGUGAAGCGUCGAAUCGAAUAUAAACACCACGCCCGGCCUGUUUUGCGCGACGACGACGACAGCACUUCCCCUCCACUCAAUCAGGUCCCUUCAAUCGCGUCACCACGCAGAGAAGAGGCGCGUCCAAGACCUCCUCGCGACUCCAGCACCGCGGCGACAACAACAGCUCGCGCAAAGCUCCCACCCACGCCCAGCAACAUGGCCCUCUUUGGCACGAGCUCGGCGGCGGCGUCGUCAGCCAGCACGACGCAGGGCGACACCAAAAACGACAUCGAAGUCAGCCCCGUGCCGACGGACAGCAUCCAGGAGCUGCAGUUCUCGCCGACGGCCGACUUCCUGGCCGUGGCGAGCUGGGACAAGAAGGUGUACAUCUACGAGAUCAACGGGAGCGGCGCGAACGGAAAGUGGAUGUUCGACUGCCAGGGCUAUGUGUUGGGACUGGGCUGGUCCAAGGACGGCGCCCGCCUCGCAGCCGGCGACUCAACGGGCAUGCUCAACAUCGUCGACCUGCGCAGCGCCCCGGCCAGCGGCCAGAUCCAGGCGCAGCAGGCCAAAGCCCACGCCGAGGCCGUCAAGUGCGUGCGCUGGUUCCAGAUGGGCGGCAAGGACUUUGUCGCCACGGGCUCGUGGGACAAGACGGUCAAGUACUGGGACCUGCAGGGCGCCGAGCCCGUCGGCACCCUCAACACCACCGAGCGCGUCUACAGCAUGGACAUUAAGAACGACCUGCUCGUCGUCGCUACCGCAGAGCGCCACAUCCACAUGGUCAACCUCAACGAGCCCACCAAAAUCUACAAGACCAUCACCAGCCCGCUCAAGUGGCAGACGCGCGUCGUGAGCUGCUUCACAGACGCGUCGGGCUUUGCAGUCGGCUCCAUCGAAGGCCGCUGUGCCAUCCAAUACGUCGAAGACAAGGACGUUGCCCUAAACUUCUCCUUCAAAUGCCACCGCCAACAAGACCCCUCAAACCGCGACGUCGCAAAAGUCUACUCGGUAAACGCCAUAUCCUUCCACCCCCAGCACGGCACCUUCAGCACCGCCGGCAGCGACGGCACCUUCCACUUCUGGGACAAGGACGCAAAGCACCGUCUAAAAGGCUACCCCGAAGUCGGCGGCAGCAUCACCGCCACGGGCUUCUCCAAAGAUGGAAAUAUCUUCGCGUACGCCGUUAGCUACGACUGGAGUAAGGGCUAUGCGAAUAAUACGCCCCAGUAUCCGUUGAAACUUAAACUUCAUCCUGUUGUGGGGGAUGAGUGUAAACCUAGGCCCGGGAGUAAGAAGAGGUGAGCUUGGGGCGGGGAUGGCGCGUAUGUCGAGAGGGACGUUUCGCCUUUGAGUGGGAAACACAGCGCAGUGUAACACAAUGUAGCGCAGCUGUGUGUUUGUAGCUUGGAUCUCAGAUAUCACAGUAUCUUUUUCUUCUUUUUUGUUUCUGCAUUAGCGUUUUGGAUUGGAUGGAUUGGAUUGAAUGGAUGGCUGGGCGUCAAAUACGGAAGAGAAGGAGCAAGAAGGAGCAAGAGGAAGGAGAAGAAGAAGGGCCCACGGGCUCGCUUUUUCGUGUACAAAAAACAUGAUUGCAACCCUCAAUUCCCGAAUG
Dothidotthia symphoricarpi CBS 119687 is the source of this 1613-nucleotide messenger RNA. Its product is annotated as Poly(A)+ RNA export protein. Lineage: Eukaryota; Fungi; Ascomycota; Dothideomycetes; Pleosporales; Dothidotthiaceae. Gene Ontology annotation, cellular component: nuclear pore. The record is from RefSeq and is a predicted model, not a curated record. The coding region runs from base 215 to 1303 and encodes 362 amino acids. Gene Ontology annotation, biological process: transcription-dependent tethering of RNA polymerase II gene DNA at nuclear periphery; RNA export from nucleus. The transcript is spliced from 3 exons. Gene Ontology annotation, molecular function: RNA binding; ubiquitin binding.